AUGCAUGACGAUGAAACUGGUAAUGAGACGGGCUUGCAAGACGGCGAACAGGGCGGGACAGAACGAACGCUGCAGAACGGAAAACCCUACGCGGUCUCUGACGAGGCCACCGACUACAGCGUCUUCAAUAAUCCUCCCGACCUCGCGCAGAUGCGCCAGAGAUUUUUUGACUUGGAAGAGCCCAUAGAGCUUGCGGUGGCCGACUUUGACGCCUACUUUCCGUUUGUCGAUAACAUCUGGCGCAAAUUGAGGGCUGCAGAGGCGCAACCAGAAGGCAAUGUGAAGACGGAAUAUUAUGCUUGUAGACUUCGCAGAGGCGCCAACCAGAAGCCUCACGUGCCACGACCUACCCCCGAGGGUAAGCAGACGCGAAAGAAACGAGCGCGCGACGACAAGACCUGUGGCAUGACCAUGAAAGUGGUAUACAAUGGCGGGCCGGUCGAGAGCUGCACCGUUUCGCGGGCGGUGGACAAGUUCCAGAAACACACGCAUGACCUGGAUUACAUCGACUCGACGAAGCGCAACUCGGGCAUCAUGGACACUGCGCGACGUGAAGCCACCAAGGGUUUCCUACCGGCAUCUAUCUUUUGGAAGAUGUGGGAGGAGCCGGAUAAGAUGAUCGCGGCCGGUGGGAAGUUCAUGAAGGUUUCGGACGUUCGCAAUGUGCAGUAUGCUUGGCGGCAACAGAACCCCCAGACGGUAUUAAAGGCGCAUCGCGGUUUCAAUCAGACUCGGGCGCCCCGUCACCGACCGCCAACGCCGCCACAACCCUUUGCGCCGCCCAUGCAGGCUGGACUCUUUGGUCGAUUGGAGCCGGUCAAACAGGCUGUGAUGAGUCCCGAUCGACCGCCGGCGCCGAUGGACACACUACAAUUCCCCCCAACUGCGAGGGCUUUCCUCGAGCCGUACCUACCGGACCCUAAACUCGCCUCAGUUAGGACCCGACCGCAUGUCACUUUGACUUGGGCCAGCAGUCUGGACAGCAGGAUUACGCAAGUGCCCGGCGUUCAAGUCGCCAUCUCCGGCCCUGAGACAAAGGCAAUGACGCAUUAUCUACGAAGUCGACAUGAUGCCGUCGUAGUUGGGGUCACCACCGCCAUCGCAGACGAUCCAGCUUUGAACUGCCGGUUGGCCGACCCUGCCGGAAACGGUGCGCCGCCACCAGUCGAACAACAACCACGUCCGAUCAUCAUCGAUCCUCAUGCUCGGCUUCACAUUCGCCCUGAGAUGAAGAUACUUCGGACCGCCGCCGAGGGACGCGGCAAGGCGCCCUGGGUUGUUGUGGCACCAGGCGCCAUGCUUCAUCCUCUGGCGGUCAGCACGCUUAAAGCUCACGGUGGUGAGUACUUGAUGAUCAACGAUUACCAUCCUCAAGCGGGGGGACUGAGCUGGGCUGGCAUCUUCAACGUGCUCUUCCGGGAAGGUAUCAAGAGUGUUAUGGUGGAAGGAGGCGGUGUCGUUCUCUCCGAAUUGCUCAAGAUUCGACAUGCCUACAUGAUCGACUCGGUUAUCAUGACCAUUUCUCCGACAUUCUUCGGCAAGGCUGGUGUCCCGGUAUCACCUGAUCCCACCUUUGAUGCAGCGGGAAGGCCGAUCGCGACGAGGCUGCGGAACGUCAGAUGGCAGCCGAUGGGUGACUCUGAUGUCGUAAUGUGUGGUCACAUGGCUUUUGACCGACCCAUGAACGGAAUUUUGCCUGGAAUCGAAGAGUUUUCUCGUACGGCAACGGAGACGCCGACUCAGCAACCCAAGCAACAAGCACAACCUCCUCAGGGAAUCCCGCAAGCAUCACCGCAAACGUCCGGGCUGCAGCCCCUACAACAACCUCAAGCACAACAACGCCCGGCCUCAGCAGCUACAACAUCGGCUUCUCCCUCACAGCAACCUUUGCAACGACAACAGUUUGCCUCUCCGUCCACGACCUUGGAUCAAUCGACAACAGACCCAGCAUUACUCCAGCAGGUAGUUCCUAAUACAAGCUGA
Messenger RNA from Exophiala dermatitidis NIH/UT8656, 1983 nucleotides. RefSeq names its product 5-amino-6-(5-phosphoribosylamino)uracil reductase. The transcript has a single exon. Bases 1 to 1983 code for a protein of 660 amino acids. Gene Ontology annotation, molecular function: 5-amino-6-(5-phosphoribosylamino)uracil reductase activity. The record is from RefSeq and is a predicted model, not a curated record. Gene Ontology annotation, biological process: riboflavin biosynthetic process. Lineage: Eukaryota; Fungi; Ascomycota; Eurotiomycetes; Chaetothyriales; Herpotrichiellaceae.